AACGGGGGAGAAAAGAAAUCCCAGAAGUUCCCUAUAUAUCGUAUUAUCGUUGAAAACCACCAUUGAUCGCUAAAGCUGAGCAGCAAGUGAGCAACAAUGUCAAUGAGUACAAAAGUCAUAAUAUCAGUGACAUUAUUUGCCACAGUAUUCGACAUUUACUAUCAUCGCAUUACCAUUCCCUCUUGCACAAUCGCUUUCCCUAACCCUAUUCAUGCACUUCCAGUUCCUGCUGAUUCAGAUCAUAAUUCACAAGAUUUCACAGCCAUUCUCGUCUCCGAUUUGCUGUUAAGCGGGUCCGAUUCCUCCUACUUUGAUGUUUUCUUCAGAGACUACUUUUUGUCCCAGUUUUUCGAGAAAUCUUUUGAAAAUUUGAAGCCUGAUAUGCUUUUAGUGCUUGGAGAUGUUUCCGCAAAAGGAUUUGAGUUGACAACUAAAAAAUGGUCUUCUGUGGUAGAGCAAUUUCAAAGGAUGAUAGGUCCAUAUCUUCACCUUCCUUUUCAUGUUACUCUGGGUGACAGGGAUAUCGGUGAAUGUAGUAAGUUGAAGACCAGCGUGGUUCACCGGGUUGCUAGCAGUUUCCCAGAGCUGAAUCACGGAGGUUGUGGUAGCUUUGAGAUGAGCAAUGUUAGUUUCAUCUCACUCAAUGCCAUGGCAUUGCUUUGUGGCAACAAUGAACUUCUAUCAGGCGUUGAGACAGUAAUUGAAAACGAAAGUGCGUACCUACGAACAAUAUAUGAAGAUGUAAUAGACCAAACAGUCAAAUUGAACGCAGCCAGUGAAACUUCCUAUGAAUCUUAUCAGCACAGAUGGAGAGACAAUCCUGCAUCAUCACAAUCAGGCCCUGUCCUUUUGCUUCAUAUUCCGUUGCAACAGAUGUCAAAUAGCUACUGCAGUCAAGAGAGCAGCUUCAGUACCAUUUGGGACUCUCUUCCAGACAAUCUGAAGUUACUAUGGAGGAGGGAUGCUGAUUCAAGACCAUACAAUUUGCUGCACACCGUUCCACCAAAUGCAUCUGAAUACAUCUUUCAGGCACUUAAACCCAGGAUGAUUUUCAGUGCUCACAGCCAUAAAUUUUGUGAUGUAAUACACCCAGAUGGGACGCGUGAGAAGGAGAAGCCUGUUGGAAUUUUUCAGAAGAACAAACUGCAGAUUCUGGUGUCAGAUUCUGGUGCUCGUCGCUGCAGAUGCGUUUUCAGAUGAUAAGUUCUGGAAGGAUUUCUGUUUGGUUUGCCAUCAAAUUGGCCAAGUGUCAUUCUAACUGAGAACAGAUUGUGGAGUGCCCUAUCAACCUCCUCUUUUUGGAGUUUGUUCUGUUAAAUGGCUACUUUUGUAUGCUGCUUCAGGUAAGAACCACAGUUCAUAUCUAUGUCUAUGGUUCAACUAGUGUCAAACUGUCAAUAUCCAUGACUAGGAUUUAAUCUCAUGGAAAAUAUUACCGAGUAUCUUAAAGAUCAGGGGAACAAAUUAACUGUAUUAGAAAGAUGGGUUUAAACUAAGACUAGUAAUGUAAUGUAAUGCCCUUUGCUUGCCCUCAAAUGGUGCAGUUAUUAAAAAAACGAGGAAGUAUAUGACUUCCUGAAGUAGAUGUUAUAAACUUAUAAGCGAUUCUGAUUCACAUAAGCCAUUGCAGGAGGUUAUGACUUAUAGAUGCUUUUAUGUGUAAUCAUAAAAAAAUGUUUACAGCAUAAUUUCAUCGUUGCAUAAUUUUUGUUCCAAAUUACAGAGAUUAGAUGAACACUUUGCUUUCUCAGUGGCUGCCUGAUUUCCUUUUGUAGUAUUACAACUACAAGAAUAAUCAUAUUUGAUAUUUCCUCUGAUGUUGGCAGGUUACCCCUAUUAUUUAGGGUUGAUGUUCAUGGUGUCAGUCGGUCAAGCAACAUGAACGGAAAUCGGGAACUCUUGAUCGCCCACAACUAAAAGGUGAGUGCCUUCCUCUACCACCAUAAGCCCGUUUUCAUCAGCUCUGCUCAGGUGUUCACAAGGGUUUAAUUUAAAAAGGACUUCUGUUUUUUCCCCUGCUUUCAAGUUAACACUCUCGAACCCGACUAACGUCUUUACCGGACUUCCGUCGGUGGCGUUUUCUUGCCUCGUGUACAACAACACCGGGUGCUUUCCUUCCAUGUCCCCUUCAUUGCUCACUCCAACAGUAGCUGCAAACUUCAUCGUCUUACAGGAUUCUGACUCCAUAUCUGAAACUACAGCAUACCUUGUAGAAUCAACAGUUUUAGCCACCUUGAGAUUUCCUACUGAAUUCAGAUUCAGACUUGUCUGUGGAACUGAAAUGAACUUGUACGAGUAGGUUGUGUAACUUAGACCGUGUCCGAAUUCAAAGACUUUCCUGCCUUUGUAGAACCUGUAAGUGCGCCCCGGGUAUCC
This is a messenger RNA of Spinacia oleracea (spinach), 2376 nucleotides long. RefSeq lists its product as uncharacterized. The coding region runs from base 97 to 1200 and encodes 367 amino acids. NCBI's taxonomy places the organism in Eukaryota, Viridiplantae, Streptophyta, Magnoliopsida, Caryophyllales, Amaranthaceae. The transcript has 5 exons. Gene Ontology annotation, molecular function: hydrolase activity. Gene Ontology annotation, biological process: GPI anchor biosynthetic process. The record is from RefSeq and is a predicted model, not a curated record.